Batrachochytrium dendrobatidis JAM81 is the source of this 1227-nucleotide messenger RNA. RefSeq lists its product as uncharacterized. Gene Ontology annotation, cellular component: mitochondrion. Gene Ontology annotation, molecular function: protein-arginine omega-N symmetric methyltransferase activity. Gene Ontology annotation, biological process: mitochondrial respiratory chain complex I assembly. The record is from RefSeq and is a predicted model, not a curated record. NCBI's taxonomy places the organism in Eukaryota, Fungi, Chytridiomycota, Chytridiomycetes, Rhizophydiales. The transcript has 6 exons. The annotation marks the transcript as partial.
AUCAACGGACCCAUAUCAACUGCACAGUUUAUGCGACAGGCACUCAUUCACCCAUUGGGUGGAUACUAUAUGAAGGGAAAAGUGUUUGGUCCACAUGGUGACUUUAUAACAUCUCCUGAAAUCAAUCAAAUGUUUGGCGAGCUUAUGGCAAUCUGGUUUAUGAACCAUUGGCAAACCUACCAGUCUAUUCCUUCCACAGCACCUCAAAAACCUUUCAAUAUAAUUGAACUUGGGCCAGGUCGAGGCACUCUGAUGGCGGAUAUGCUCACUACCCUUACACAGCUCAAGACCUCUACGAUCAACCCCUUAAAUGCCGUUCAUUUGGUUGAAGCAUCUCCCGAGUUGCGAAAGACUCAAGCCCAAAUGCUCAACUGUACAAUGGAUCCGCUAGAAAAUUCAACCUAUCGCCCAGGAGAUGGCACCACAGUAACAGGAACAACUAGCCAAGGAGUCAAAGUGUAUUGGCACGAUACGUUUGACUGUAUUCCUGUCGACGAAACUGUUGCAUCGUUUAUUAUUGCUCACGAGUUUUUUGAUGCGAUGCCAGUUUACAAAUUUCAAAAAACGGAACAGGGAUGGAGAGAGAUCAUGGUUGAUUUGGACGAGACUCCCACAUUACCCUACAAUUUCCGAUUCAUUUGUGCUCCAUCUGCAACUAAAGCGUCCGUCGCGCUUAUGCAGCCUACAGUGACGGAUCGAUUUGCGAAUGUUCAAAUAGGCGAGAGAAUUGAGCUAGCACCAGAUGUCGUUGGAGUAUCAAAAGCUAUUGCCGAGAGAGUUGCCAACGAUGGUGGUAUAGCCUUGUUUGUUGAUUACGGUCGCGACCAUGUUAUUGACGAUAGCUUAAGGGGUAUUAGAAACCAUAAAAUUGUUCAUCCUCUGUCGAUGCCAGGUGAUUGUGAUUUGUCUGCGGAUGUCGACUUUUCUGCAAUUCAACACGCUGUAAAAGGAAUUGCGAAUGCAUAUGGACCAGUACCACAAGGACUUUUUUUGGAGAAAAUGGGAAUAGGAGCCAGAGCCAUGGCUUUAAUUCAAGGCGCAACAGAUAACAAGACCAAGGCAGCAGUUGUUGCUGCUUACGAGAGACUUGUUGAUCCAGAUGCCAUGGGUCAGGCCUACAAAAUCAUGGCUAUAACGUCAUCCACCACCGUCCCAUAUGCACUCGAGCCAUUCCAACACCACACUGAGCCAUCUGUCGAUGAUGAACCUUUUAACCCACAUAAAUAA